Messenger RNA from Quercus robur (English oak), 987 nucleotides. Its product is annotated as outer envelope pore protein 24B, chloroplastic-like. Gene Ontology annotation, biological process: regulation of monoatomic ion transmembrane transport. Gene Ontology annotation, molecular function: voltage-gated monoatomic cation channel activity. Bases 98 to 745 code for a protein of 215 amino acids. The record is from RefSeq and is a predicted model, not a curated record. Lineage: Eukaryota; Viridiplantae; Streptophyta; Magnoliopsida; Fagales; Fagaceae. The transcript has 3 exons.
UUUGGCAGUUUGGCUGCCAUUAAAACCCCCCCCUAAAACCCUCUCCUUGCAAUUCUGUCCCUCUCUUUCUCUCUCUGCAUCACGUAACAAAAGAGAGAUGAUGCUUAAGUCUGUUUCCCUGAGACAAAAUUACAACAGCGAAAACAGAGGCUUCUCCGGCACCGUCGUUGUGAGCGCCGGAGAUGUAGACCUUCGAGCUUCUCUGACCGACGAUAUCUCCGCCACCAACUGGCCCACCUUAGACUCCCUCUCUCUCUCGGUUGAAAAGCCUGGCUCCUUCACCAUAGACUAUGAUCUCCCAAACAAGGAUGUUCGGUUUCAAUUCAAAAAGAAAGUGAAGGUGUUGGAGAAACCAUUAAAGUUGACUUACACUCACAUGAUGGGUGAGAACCAGACUUCUUUGAAUGGAAUGCUUGAGCUCAAUUCAGCUAACAAGCUAUCGGUUGAUUAUGCAUUUGAUUUUGGGGAUUGCAAGUUGAUGUAUAGCUAUGCACAUGGAGGGAUGACAUUGGAGCCAUGCUAUGACUUUGGGAAGAAGUCUUUGGACUUCACUAUGUCUCAGAGGAUUCUUGAUGGUGAUUUGAUCGGGGCUUCAUAUAAGACGUCAAGCAAGACUUUGGGAUUGGAGUGGUCAUCUAAUUCCAAGUACAACGAAAAUUUAAGAUUCAAGAUCUCUGCAUCAUUCGAUUUGGCAAAGGGAUUACACAUACCGAAACUAAAUGCUGAGAGCACCUGGGACUUCUAGCUGUAAUGUUUCCACUUAUUUGCUGGUUGAGACCCUUUCUAUGAAAAAGUAGCUUCCUUGAGUUGGUUAUGGUCCAAACUUAAAGACGCUUUUAAAUACUCUUGAUUAGAUUUGAAACAGCUCUUCAGCAUUCCAUUGAAAUUUUGACAUGUUAAGUUCUGUUAACUGAUGAUAUUUCCAACUAGCCUGCCUGUAUUCUUGUCACCAUGCAAAUAAUCAAACAUUCUCAGGAGCUCCACCAA